Messenger RNA from Lutra lutra (Eurasian river otter), 8729 nucleotides. It is a transcript of the gene CHD6, whose product is annotated as chromodomain helicase DNA binding protein 6. The transcript is spliced from 38 exons. NCBI's taxonomy places the organism in Eukaryota, Metazoa, Chordata, Mammalia, Carnivora, Mustelidae. Gene Ontology annotation, molecular function: protein binding; ATP binding; ATP-dependent chromatin remodeler activity. The coding region runs from base 126 to 7445 and encodes 2439 amino acids. The record is from RefSeq and is a predicted model, not a curated record.
GCAGGAGCCAUUUUAGGGAUUGCUGAGCAACUCUGUACAGGCUCCUCUUCUCUGGGGGGAAAAUGACCUAGAGCUUGCCCUCAAAGAAUUUAUAGGGGAGAGAUACAAGUAUCUUCCUUCAAUAGAUGAUAAUGAAAAUACAAAAGAAAGAGAAGCAGUUGUCAAAUUUAAAAGUUCUGAAUCACUCCCCAAUGUCUGAUGCCUCUGUCAAUUUUGACUACAAAUCCCCCUCCCCGUUUGACCGCAGCACUGAUCAGGAAGAGAAAAUCGAAGAUGUUGCCAGUCACUGUCUGCCUCAGAAAGACCUGUAUGCUGCAGAAGAGGAAGCUGAGACCCUUUUUCCUAGGAAAAUGACAUCCCAUAAUGGAAUGGAGGACAGUGGAGGGGGAGGCACUGGAGUAAAGAAAAAAAGGAAGAAAAAGGAUCCAGGAGAGCAAGAGGGUACAGCAAAGGGAAGCAAGGACAGGGAGCCCAAGCCAAAGAGGAAGCGAGAACCUAGAGAGCCAAAGGAACCCCGCAAGGCCAAGGAGCCCAAAAGGGCCAAGGAGCCCAAGGAGCCUAAGCAGAAGGACGGAGCCAAGAAAGCGCGGAAGCCCCGGGAGGCCUCGGGCACCAAGGAGGCCAAAGAGAAGAGGAGCAGCGCUGACUCCAUAGCCAGGACGAAGUCCAAGAAGGCCAGCAAGGAGCAAGGACCAACUCCAGUGGAGAGAAAGAAGAAAGGAAAGAGGAAAAGUGAAACCACAGUGGAGAGUUUAGAGCUGGAUCAGGGCCUGCCGAACUCAUCCCUGCGGAGUCCCGAGGAGUCCACUGAGUCUGCAGACAGCCAGAAGCGACGCUCAGGACGGCAGGUGAAGCGCAGAAAAUACAACGAGGACCUGGACUUCAAGGUGGUGGAUGACGAUGGAGAGACGAUCGCCGUUCUCGGGGCUGGCCGCACCUCCGCCCUCUCGGCUUCCACGCUGGCUUGGCAGGCGGAGGAGCCUCCAGAAGAUGACGCAAACAUCAUUGAGAAGAUCCUGGCGUCUAAGACCGUCCAGGAGGUUCACCCAGGAGAGCCCCCGUUUGACUUGGAGCUGUUCUACGUUAAGUAUAGAAAUUUUUCCUACUUACAUUGUAAAUGGGCCACAAUGGAAGAGCUGGAAAAGGAUCCUCGCAUCGCACAGAAGAUCAAGCGCUUUAGGAAUAAACAAGCCCAGAUGAAGCACAUUUUUACUGAGCCCGAUGAAGACUUGUUCAACCCAGACUAUGUAGAAGUGGAUCGUGUCCUGGAGGUGGCCCACACCAAAGAUGCAGAGACAGGAGAGGAAGUGACCCAUUACCUGGUGAAGUGGUGCUCUCUGCCUUACGAAGAAAGCACGUGGGAGCUAGAGGAAGACGUUGAUCCUGCAAAGGUUAAAGAAUUCGAGUCUCUCCAAGUUCUCCCUGAAAUUAAGCAUGUGGAGAGGCCUGCUUCGGACUCCUGGCAGAAGCUGGAGAAGUCUCGAGAGUACAAGAACAGUAACCAGCUCCGGGAGUACCAGCUGGAGGGGAUGAACUGGCUUCUUUUUAACUGGUAUAACAGAAAAAACUGUAUUUUGGCUGAUGAGAUGGGCCUCGGAAAAACCAUCCAGUCCAUCACAUUUCUCUCGGAGAUUUUCCUCCGGGGGAUCCACGGCCCUUUCCUCAUUAUCGCCCCACUCUCCACCAUCACGAACUGGGAGCGGGAGUUCCGGACAUGGACAGAGAUGAAUGCCAUUGUGUACCAUGGCAGCCAGAUCAGCAGGCAGAUGAUCCAGCAGUAUGAGAUGGUGUACAGAGACGCCCAGGGAAACCCCCUUUCAGGAGUCUUCAAGUUCCAUGUUGUCAUCACAACGUUUGAGAUGAUCCUGGCAGACUGCCCGGAGCUGAAAAAGAUUCACUGGAGCUGUGUGAUAAUUGAUGAAGCCCACAGAUUGAAGAACAGGAACUGCAAACUUCUGGAGGGUCUAAAGCUCAUGGCCCUGGAACACAAAGUGCUGCUCACUGGGACACCCUUGCAGAACUCUGUGGAGGAGCUCUUCAGCUUGCUGAAUUUUCUGGAGCCAUCCCAGUUUCCUUCAGAGACUGCUUUCUUGGAGGAAUUUGGAGAUCUGAAAACAGAGGAACAGGUGAAGAAACUGCAGUCUAUCCUAAAACCCAUGAUGCUUCGGCGGCUGAAAGAUGAUGUGGAAAAGAACCUUGCUCCCAAACAAGAGACGAUCAUUGAAGUAGAGCUGACCAACAUCCAAAAAAAAUACUACCGCGCCAUCUUGGAGAAGAACUUUUCCUUCCUGACCAAGGGGGCAAAUCAGCACAACAUGCCCAAUCUCAUCAACACCAUGAUGGAGCUGAGAAAGUGCUGCAACCAUCCUUACCUGAUCAACGGGGCAGAGGAGAAAAUUCUGGAAGAUUUCCGAAAAACCCACAGCCCUGAUGCCCCUGACUUUCAGCUACAAGCCAUGAUCCAAGCAGCAGGGAAGCUGGUGCUGAUUGAUAAACUGCUCCCUAAGCUGAUCGCAGGUGGUCACAAAGUCCUCAUCUUCUCCCAGAUGGUUCGCUGUCUCGACAUCCUGGAAGAUUAUCUCAUCCAGCGAAGAUACACCUAUGAGCGAAUUGAUGGGCGAGUACGGGGAAACCUGCGCCAGGCAGCCAUCGACCGGUUCUGUAAGCCAGACUCAGACCGCUUUGUCUUUCUUCUGUGCACCAGAGCGGGAGGCCUGGGCAUCAAUCUCACAGCCGCUGAUACCUGCAUCAUAUUUGAUUCAGACUGGAACCCACAAAAUGACUUGCAGGCUCAGGCCCGAUGUCACCGGAUAGGCCAGAGCAAGGCCGUGAAGGUGUAUCGUCUCAUUACUCGGAACUCCUACGAGCGGGAAAUGUUUGACAAGGCCAGCCUGAAGCUGGGCCUGGACAAGGCUGUUCUUCAGGACAUAAACCGAAAGGGCAGCACCAAUGGAGUACAACAGCUCUCAAAAAUGGAGGUAGAGGACUUGCUCCGGAAAGGCGCUUAUGGAGCUUUGAUGGAUGAGGAAGAUGAAGGCUCCAAGUUCUGUGAAGAAGACAUAGACCAGAUUCUGCAGAGAAGAACCCACACCAUCACCAUCCAGUCCGAAGGGAAAGGGUCUACUUUCGCCAAGGCUAGCUUUGUGGCUUCAGGAAACAGGACAGAUAUUUCCUUAGAUGACCCAAACUUUUGGCAGAAAUGGGCCAAAAUAGCUGAAUUGGACACUGAAGCAAAGAAUGAAAAGGAGAGCUUAGUGAUCGACCGGCCUCGAGUGAGAAAGCAGACCAAACACUACAAUUCCUUUGAGGAGGAUGAGCUCAUGGAGUUCUCUGAGCUGGACAGUGACUCGGAUGAAAGGCCCACGAGGUCCAGACGCCUCAAUGACAAAACUAGGCGCUACCUCCGAGCCGAGUGCUUCCGGGUGGAGAAGAACCUGCUCAUCUUUGGCUGGGGCCGGUGGAAGGACAUCCUGACUCACGGGCGAUUCAAGUGGCAUCUGAAUGAGAAGGACAUGGAGAUGAUUUGCCGGGCCCUGCUGGUAUACUGUGUCAAGCAUUACAAGGGGGACGAGAAGAUCAAGAGUUUCAUUUGGGAACUGAUCACACCUACCAAAGAUGGGCAGGCCCAGACCCUCCAGAACCACUCAGGAUUGUCUGCUCCGGUCCCCAGAGGGAGGAAGGGGAAGAAGACAAAGAACCAGCUGCUGCUCCCAGAGUUAAAGAAUGCAGACUGGCUGGCCACCUGCAACCCCGAGGUGGUCCUCCAUGACGACGGCUAUAAGAAACACCUCAAACAGCAUUGCAACAAGGUACUUUUGCGAGUCCGGAUGCUCUACUACCUAAAAGCUGAAAUACUGGGAGAGGCAGCUGAGAAAGCGUUUGAAGGAACCCCUGCCAGGGAACUAGAAGUGCCUCUGCCUGACAUUGACUACGUGGAGAUCCCAGUGGAUUGGUGGGACGCUGAGGCCGAUAAGUCCCUUCUGAUAGGCGUGUUCAAACACGGGUAUGAGAGGUACAAUGCCAUGAGAGCAGACCCAGCACUUUGCUUCCUGGAGAAAGUUGGGAUGCCAGAUGAGAAGUCCCUUUCUGCAGAACAGGGUGUUACGGAUGGGACCUCGGACAUUCCUGAAAGAGGCAACAUGGAUAAAGAAGACAACACUGAAGACAAGUCCGACGGCCCACAGAAGCAAACGGAGAGUUCCAGUGAUGGAGGUGAUGGCAUUUUUGGCGAAAAGAAGGAUGACAGCCGGGCAGCCCAGGAUGGCUCCGACCCAGACAAAUCACCCUGGCCAGUUUCAUCUGCUCUCACGGCUCGCCUCCGACGUCUGGUCACCGUGUACCAGCGCUGUAACCGCAAAGAACUCUGCCGACCGGAAAUUCUGGGACCAGGUAACCAAGGAUACUGGGUCCAAGAAGAGAUGUUCAGGAGAACCUCAGAAAUGGAUCUCAUCAACAAGGAAGCUCAAAAGAGGUGGACUAGGAGAGAGCAAGCAGACUUCUACAGAGCGGUGUCCUCCUUCGGCGUCGUUUAUGAUCAAGAAAAGAAAACUUUUGACUGGACACAGUUCCGCAUCAUUUCCCGUCUGGACAAGAAGUCGGAUGAGAGCCUGGAGCACUACUUCUAUAGUUUUGUGGCUAUGUGCCGGAACGUGUGUCGUCUGCCCACGUGGAAGGAUGGUGGUCCCCCAGAUCCCAGCAUCUACGUGGAGCCCAUCACUGAGGAGCGGGCCGCGAGGACUCUGUACCGCAUCGAACUGCUGCGGAAGGUCCGCGAGCAGGUGCUGAGGUGUCCGCAGCUGCACGAGCGCCUCCAGCUCUGCAGGCCCAGCCUCUACCUCCCGGUCUGGUGGGAGUGCGGGAAGCAUGACCGAGACCUGCUCGUCGGCACCGCCAAACACGGCCUGAACCGCACUGACUAUUACAUCAUGACCGACCCCCAGCUGUCCUUCCUGGACGCCUACAGGAACUACGCCCAGCACAAGAGAACGGACACCCAGGCCCCAGAAAGUCUCUGUUGCCUUUACCAGACCAACUCCAAACUAUACGAAUCUCUCACGUACACUCAGAUGAGCAGGACUUCAGAGUCCCUUGAAAAUGAGCCUGAGAACCUCGUGAAAGUAGAAGGUAGAGAUGGUCACCCCGCUCCACCUGGGGGCAGUUUAUCUGACAUGACUUGUGAAAACUUUAUUUCCAAAGUUCAGGAUGUCAUGUCCAUCACCCACGAUGAAAGUCUGCUGCCCGAGUGCUUGGAGGGUAUGAUGUAUGGUAAGAAGGCCCUGAGUCGGGAGCCAGGCUCUUUCCAGGAGAGCCUCACUACCAGGACAGAGCCCAGAAAGGACGCGCUGGCCCUCUCAGCAGGCGAGGACGGGAACUGCCAGCCUGGUGGCCGAGAGGCAGAACUACCCGCGGGCCCCUCUUUUCUGGGCAGCUUAGAAGCAGGAGUAGCUCAGAUGAACAUCAAAAAUGGAAAACAUCUGUUGCUCUCUCUUUCCAGGGAAGGGGACCUGUGCAGUGAGACAGGGCAGAGACCUGAAAGUGUCGGGCAGCUAGAAGCCAAGUGCUUAGCUUCCCCUUCCUUGGAUCAAGGAAACGAAAGUGGGUUUGUAGACAUGUGCAAUCUUAGUGUCUGUGACUCCAGAAGAAGCCUGUCAUCAGAUCAGCAAUUAAUUGAUUUAUUAGAAAACAAAAGUUUAGAAAGCAAAUUGGUUUUGAGUCAGAACCACAGCGAUGAGGACGACGAAGAGGAGGAGAAUGAAGAGGAGAAUGUGGGCAUGGCCGCAGGCCUGAGGGAAAGGCCCGAGGUUGUGCAUCUAGCUGAUCCCACAGCUGACAUCCUGAGGGAGAAGAGCCGAGGCUUCCAUGUGGAGGAGGCCAAGAGAGGAACCCUGGAGGCCAUCAGCCAGAAUCCUGGGCCGCGGGGGGCGCUUCCUCAAGCAGGCUGUCAGUGUCACUGCAAGCACACAGGGAGGUGGACGCAUGGCCUCGAGAACGAGGAGUUUGAAGUGGAGAAACCCAAGGGUUAUAACGCAGACGCAUACAAAAGCAAAACCAGUAGCAUCCCAGUGGAGGCUGAGCCCCCCGCUCCUCCCACAGAGCCCGCCCAGGGGAAGCACGAGCUGUUGAGCGAGCCUUGGAAAGACAGUGCAGAGGGGAAGAAAGCUUUCGCUGUGUAUCCGGAAGCCAAUGAGCUCAAGUCCGAAGAUGCGGAUUUUGAGAGCAAAGAUGAUUAUGACAGAGAGGGGAAUGGCCACACUCAAGAUUACCCAGGGAAGUACUCUGAGGAGGAGAGCAAAAGCUCGACAUCAGGCAUCGCAGGAGACCUUGGGGAUGACCUGCAGGAGGCUCGGGCUCCCACCAUUGCUCAGCUGCUCCAGGAAAAGACCCUCUUUUCUUUCUCCGAGUGGCCAAAGGAUCGCGUGAUAAUCAACCGCCUGGAUAAUAUCUGCCACGUGGUGUUAAAGGGGAAGUGGCCUUCCAGCCAGCCGUACGAGCCCUCGGGCACACUGCCUACACCGGCCUUAAGCAGCAGUGCUGGUUCUCGGAGCAGCACCUCGGAGCCGGAGGCCUCGGAACACGGCUUCAGCAGCAGUGCGGCGCUGGUGGCCCAGAUCCAAAAGGAGAGCUUCCUGGCUCCAGUAUUCACAAAGGACGAACAGAAGCACAGACGUCCCUACGAGUUUGAGGUGGAGAGGGAUGUAAAGGCCCGGAGCCUGGAACACUUCUCUGCCACCCACGGGCACCCCCCCAUCGUCCUCAAUGGCUGGCAUGGGGAGUCUGCAAUAGAUCUCUCCUGCACGUCAGAGGGGUCCCCAGGAGCCACGUCUCCUUUCCCGGUGAGCGCCAGCACCCCUAAGAUCGGGGCUAUCGGUUCACUUCAAGGAGCCCUCGGCAUGGACUUGUCUGGGAUUCUGCAAGCCGGCCUGAUCCAUCCAGUGACGGGACAGAUUGUCAACGGAAGCCUCAGAAGAGAUGACGCUGCCACAAGGAGGCGGAGAGGGAGACGGAAACAUGUUGAAGGAGGGAUGGACCUCAUCUUUCUGAAGGAGCAGACGCUUCAGGCAGGAAUCUUGGAAGUCCAUGAAGACCCAGGUCAGGCCCCGCCGAGCACCUCACACCCUGAAGGGCCGGCGCCUGCCACUUCGGCCCCCGAGCCAGCCCCAGCAGCUGGCAGCCAGGCCGAGAAAGCCAUUCCCAGCAAGAGUCUGCUGGACUGGCUGAGGCAACAGGCGGACUACUCCUUAGAGGUUCCCGGCUUUGGAGCGAAUUUUUCAGACAAACCAAAGCAGAGGAGGCCACGCUGUAAGGAACCUGGAAAAUUAGACAUCAACUCCCUGAGUGGGGAAGAGAGGGUUCCUGCUGUCCCCAAGGAGCCAGGACUACGGACGCACAGGCUUCCCCGAAUGCCUUCUCGAGGCUCCGCCAGCUGCAGCUCUCCCUGGGCAUGAAUUCCCUUCCUAGUGGGACGGCCUGGAUGUGAUUUCUCCUUUCAGCUCCAGAAGACCACCCACCCUAGUCAUUUCCUCCCUUUGCAAAAGAAAGUUGUAACUUAAUGUUUUCAAGGAGUCUGUGACUGAUGUUGUCACCUGAUGGAUUGUUCCAGCAGCUCUGCAGACAGAACUGCGCUCCCUCACCUCCAUCCCCGACCACAGCCGCUGCAGGAAUGGGGCCGGGGCCCCGUCCCGAGGUUGGCUGCUUGUUAGAAAACUCAUCACAUUGGUCAGGUGCCCUUUGGCCCCUCUCUUGCUCUCUUGUCUGAGGGUGUCUCUAGCACCCCUUUGCUUAGACCUGCUUGUGCUGUGCACGCUGGUGCAGCUGUGGUCCUUAGCCCAACGGCCUUUCUCCAGCCCACAGGCCACCGCCCCCUCUCCCAGCGUUUCCACACGCGGCGUCACGCGAAAGUCAUCCAGGACAGACUCUGGCCCUUGCUUUGUUGUAGCCUCUUAGCUCUUGCUGUAGGCACACAUCAGAAAAACCACAUGGUUUCCUCCUUGGCUUUUCCAUUUCUUUUUACAUGUCUAACAGUUUCCCUCGUGUUCUCUGGAAAUUAAUGUUCACGCUCCUACAGACACUGAGGCCUUGCCAGAAAACCCAUUUCUAAGCUGUUCUCGCAAGCCAGCCUUUUACCAAAGACGCAUUUUCCCUCCUUCGUGAAAUAAACACAAGUCCCUGCCUCAGAGGCCCUUGUCCUGCAGGAAGGCGAGGCAAGGAAGCCCUCGUGCACCUGGUCCCCAGGGCUGCCCAGCCUCCCCAGUGGGGACGAGCCAGCACGGCGCAGACCGGACACUCUGCCUGACUACAGGAGGGCCCGUCUCCCUCAGCUCCUGCUGGGACAGGAGCCCUCUCGGGUGUGCUGUGCUCCUUCUUUCCCGUGGAGACCCCCUGCUUCGGAAACAGAUUCAGAUCAGGAAGCCUCUCCCUUUCCUCAGCCCCUUCUGUGUGCGCUGUGGCUUGGCUGGGCAAGCGCCAUGGGCUGCACAUGGGAUUCAGCUCCCAGGACCGCCAGUACGUGGUGGUCGUGCGUGAGAGGGGUAUGGGUCCGUGCACAUGUAGGUGGAAGUUACCUUUGUCUCACAGAUGUGUGUGUAGGAUUAUCUGCUCGUUUCUUGUUGUCAUUGGACAGUAACUUGCAGAGAUAACCCGUCACCCCUAAACACUUCAGCGUGUGCCUCCUAAGAAUACUUUCCUACCUAUUACCAUUACCACGCACGGAAAUGUUAAUAAUAUUUAGU